CGCGCGGGCGGCGGCGCGGCGCGGCGGCGGCGGCGGCCUGAGCGGCCAUGUCCGGGGUGGUGCGGACGCUGAGCCGCUGCCUGCUGCCGGCCGAGGCCCGCGAGCGCCGGGCGGCCGGCGGGGCCCGCGACGCGGAGCGCGAGGCGCGGAGGCGCAGCCGCGACAUCGACGCGGGGCUGGCGCGGGAGCGGCGCGCCGUGCGGCGCCUCGUCAAGAUCCUGCUGCUGGGCGCGGGCGAGAGCGGCAAGUCCACGUUCCUCAAGCAGAUGCGCAUCAUCCACGGCCGCGAGUUCGACCAGAAGGCGCUGCUCGAGUUCCGCGACACCAUCUUCGACAACAUCCUCAAGGGCUCAAGGGUUCUUGUUGAUGCACGUGACAAGCUCGGUAUUCCUUGGCAGUAUUCUGAAAAUGAGAAGCAUGGGAUGUUCCUGAUGGCCUUCGAGAACAAAGCAGGCCUACCCGUGGAGCCGGCCACCUUCCAGCUGUACGUGCCUGCCUUGAGCGCGCUCUGGCGGGACUCGGGGAUCAGGGAAGCUUUCAGCCGCAGGAGUGAGUUCCAGCUGGGGGAAUCAGUGAAGUACUUCCUGGAUAACUUGGACCGGAUUGGCCAGCUGAAUUACUUCCCCAGUAAGCAGGACAUCCUGCUGGCGCGGAAGGCCACCAAGGGGAUCGUGGAGCACGACUUUGUGAUCAAGAAGAUCCCCUUCAAGAUGGUGGACGUGGGGGGCCAGCGCUCACAGCGCCAGAAGUGGUUCCAGUGCUUCGACGGCAUCACUUCCAUUCUGUUCAUGGUGUCAUCCAGUGAGUAUGACCAGGUGCUCAUGGAGGACCGGCGCACCAACCGCCUGGUGGAGUCCAUGAACAUCUUCGAGACCAUUGUCAACAACAAGCUGUUCUUCAACGUCUCCAUCAUUCUCUUCCUCAACAAGAUGGACCUGCUGGUGGAGAAGGUGAAGAGCGUCAGCAUCAAGAAGCACUUCCCGGACUUCAAGGGGGACCCACAGCGGCUGGAGGAUGUGCAGCGCUUCCUGGUGCAGAGCUUCGACCGGCGGCGGCGCAACCGCAGCAAGCCGCUCUUCCACCACUUCACCACCGCCAUCGACACGGAGAACAUCCGCUUCGUGUUCCACGCCGUCAAGGACACCAUCCUGCAGGAAAACCUGAAGGACAUCAUGCUGCAGUGAGGGUGUCCUCGCGGCUGCCCCUCCAGUGCCUUCCCGCUACUGAACCCGAGGACGCGCCAAACUACUGAACCCCCGGCACCGCGAGCGCGGCCACGGGGCCGUGUCCGGCUUGUCCAGAAAGCAUGGCCCUGACUGCGUACGCGCGCACACGGCAGUGCCAGGACAGGCUGAGCCCCGCCCUGACCCUGGGCCGUGCCGCUCACUGUGUCCUUCAGGAAGCCCUGGACAUUUCCCUUCGCUCGGCUGCCCUGCGAGCACGGAGAUGCCUCGUCCUCCCGCUGCCGCCCACUGUGCCUUCCGACAGCCGUGCCUCAGUGUGGCACCUCGCAUUUGCAACAGGUGCCGGCGGGUAUGUCGCCACACUCUGGGUCUCUCUCACUGUGCCACACGCGCCUUCCACGCCAGUCCCCACCACCUGCUCCCUGCGGGGUGUCCAGGACCCUUCCUGGCAUUCCCUAGAGAGCAAAGGUUCCCCCUGUAGCUCUCUGGAAUCUUCUGCAGGUCCCCAGCACGCCUGAGGGCCUCAUCCUGGCCGUGCUGUCCCCCGGCCCUAGCCCACUUCACUGAACCCAGUGAUCAUCAGCUGGGGGCAGCUGCAGACCCAGAAAGGGUGGGGACCCGCUGCUGAGUCACAUGUCCUUAAGGAGGAAACAGCACAAAAUUCUUCUGUCUCGGUGCUCCAGACUCACCCCGUGUGUGCUGGGAGGAAGGAAGGGUCUUGGUCCUGCUUCCUGGGGCUCUUCCUAAACAGGAAGUGAGUGACACAGGAAGCAUCAGCCAGGAGCACUUGAUGGGGGUCCCUGUCCCCACACCAGGCUCAGCCCCUGCCCCGGAGUCCUCUGUUCUUGGCCAGCUCCGGCUCACCAGUUCGUAGGGCUCACGGUGCCCCCUGGCCACAGAGGGUGUUUGGUGCUGGGGUCAGCCUCAUGGUGCUGCUGGAGCCAGGAGUCUUACACCUGCCCCCUGCAGCACAUCUGGGUCAGCCCCGCCCGAUGCCCUUCCCUUGAACAGCCUGGUCUGUUCACUCUGCACUUUCCAAACCCGAUGCCUGUAUGUGAGGAGAGGCUGUGACCCCAAGGCACUGACACGGGCAUGACAGGCCAGUGACAACUGCGACCCAUCCCCUGGCAGAGAGGAGAUGUGUUUGCUAGGCCAAGAAAAACCAUCUGCAACUUUGUACACCCAGGUUGUAGCCAUUUUUAUCUCCAAACUUGGGCUUUUCUAUUUUUUUAUUUUAAUUUCACUGUUACCUUGAAUUCUUGUCUUUUGUAUUGAGAUGUUAUGGAGAAACAGGAGAUAGUUGUGCCUCUGCUAUUAUUGCAAAAAUGUAACAAUAAACUUUCUCAAGACAUUUUCCUCCUAGUGAUGGUGUCCACCCACCUUCGAGCCAGCUCCACCUUUCCCAGCCGUGAGGACAAUGUUUCUGCUUUGUCCUUUACAGGAAAGCCCUGGGAUUCUUAGGCCAUUUUUUCCUUCUGUGAUGUUAGGUUGUUUUAACCCUAGAGGAAGCGGUCCGAGGUGGAUCAAGCAGGGCCUCCUCGGGCACCCGCCGGGGACCAUUACUCCAGGCCGCCAGGUGUCUCAGAGCUGGCAACUGCUCCACCUCAACUGAGAGCCAGUGACUGGACUCCACUGUGACUGCAAUUUCAUGUUUGCGCUUCAGUUUUAUCUGUGCAUGCCAAGGAGAUGUCCUGAACACACACACAUACACACACACUUUAGGAGACCGUUCUAAACACACACACACACACACACACACACACACACCCUGGGAGACUGUCCUGAACACACACACACACACACACACACACACACACACACACACACACACACACACACACACACCAGGAAACUGUCCUGAACACACACACACCCCAGGAGACUGUCCUAAACACACACACCCCAGGAGACUGUCCUGAACACACGCACACACACACACACACACACCAGGAGAUUGUCCUGAACACACACACGCACAUACCCCAAGAGACUGUCCUGAACACACACACCCCAGGAAGCUGUCCUGAACACACACAUGCCAAGAGACGUGUCCUAAACACACAUGUCCCAGGAGACUUCUGAACACACACACAUAUACAUACAUAUACACAUACAGGAUGUGUCCUGCACACAUAUACCAUGAGCCUUGUGGAAGACUCUGGCAGCUUCAGGGCCAGCUUGCUCCUUCCCAACUGACCUUUCCAGACAGACCCUCAGGAACUAGCACCUACAGUUUCAGGGAGGGGGAUGAGGUCCAUCCGGCUCCUGGAGCGUCCUCCAUGUCACAGCUACGUGAUGGGCAGAAGCACUAGCACCCAUCCUGUGUGCUCCCUCUGACACCUGUGCAGGGUUGCAAGUGUGGGGGUCACUGUACCAUUCUGACAGCGGGUUCCUGCUGAGCAGGGCCCACACCUUCCUGGACGGUGGCUGCCUCGGGCCGUGUGCCAGAGCACUCCAGGGCCAACUCCUGCUCUCCCUGCCUGCCUCCAUGAAGGCUGGCAUGGGGGCACUGCUGGGUGGACAGCAGGUCCCUACUGUGGCUGCCAUCUCCUGCUGUCUUUGAAGCUGGUGCAGUUACUGGCGAUUCUCAGUGGGCUUCCUGAGCAAGCCCAUCCCCAUAGCUCACAGCACUGGGCUCAGGGGAGGGCAAAGGGAUGCAGAUGGAGGGGUAACUAAAAGCUGACUCCCAAGUGGCAGAUAAGCCAGCAUGGCAGCCACAGUUCUGGGGGCUUGGGGGCUCCAUCCCAUCUGCGUUUGGGAUCAGAGGUCAUCUGACCCGUGGUCCCUUCUGCGCUGAGCAGCCAGGCUGGGGGCAUCCCUGGUCUCUGUACAUCCACAUGGGGUCUGUUUGGUGACUGAGUGUGAAGCGUCUGCCUGCCCCUUCCUCUCAGGCCAGCUCCAGUGGAUGAGCCCAGGUGACCGGAAGCACCACCUCUGAUUAAUGUGCUGAGGACACCUCGCACAUUUGGGGCAUGGUGGGAUCCUGAGAAGGAAAGUCAGUGUCCGCGCCCAGUGCAGGCCAAGGAGCUUUGCGUCUGCAAGAGGUUGGGAGGCUCUGCCCGCGAGAUUUCACGAGUCACAUCAAGGCCUCAUCAUGGCCACUCCCUCCCCCCCAAGUCUUGCUGAGCUCCAUCAUGUGCACACAUGCACACAUACACAACAUACACACAUUGUCUGCACAGGCUGUGUGAACUGACAGCAGAACUUAAGUCACAGUGCAGGUGACAUGCUUGUAAAUACGGCUUUUCUCAAUCUAUUAAAAUUGGCCUGAGAAAAAACUA
Sorex araneus (European shrew) is the source of this 4465-nucleotide messenger RNA. RefSeq names its product G protein subunit alpha 12 (gene GNA12). The transcript has 4 exons. Gene Ontology annotation, molecular function: D5 dopamine receptor binding; GTPase activity; G-protein beta/gamma-subunit complex binding. Lineage: Eukaryota; Metazoa; Chordata; Mammalia; Eulipotyphla; Soricidae. Gene Ontology annotation, cellular component: heterotrimeric G-protein complex; brush border membrane. The coding region runs from base 48 to 1184 and encodes 378 amino acids. The record is from RefSeq and is a predicted model, not a curated record. Gene Ontology annotation, biological process: adenylate cyclase-modulating G protein-coupled receptor signaling pathway; Rho protein signal transduction.